Amoebophrya sp. A120 is the source of this 2257-nucleotide messenger RNA. The record is from the annotation of a GenBank genome assembly. NCBI's taxonomy places the organism in Eukaryota, Dinophyceae, Syndiniales, Amoebophryaceae.
CGUCAGCGGACCAGCGCGGCGAUCAUCGCAUGUAAGACGCGCAGUGGCAAAAACAAAGGCGCGCAAAGCCAGCGGCGCUAGAGCCCUGCAGAAAAUUUCAGCCCGACCUGCCUCACUUUUGCACAGUGAUCUACGUGAGCUUGUGCUUGUUCAUCAAUCAUCUGCAUUUAUUUAGGUUUAGAAAGUAAUCUAGUUCCUCCAUCGAUACUUCUGAUGUGCGACCUUAUUUCUCAGUUUGCAGGUCACCUGUCCUUGUCCUUCCCAUCAAGUACAAAGUAGAAGUAAGCAUAUGAGGUAGGUACAUUAAGUCGUCUUCCCCAUCGUCCUCAUGCCGUUCCCAAGUAAGCGUAUCCCAUUCGUCCUCUUUUGCGCGUUUCACCAAUAGAGUCUUUUAGCUCCGCGACUCACAUAGAGCCAUAGAGGUAGCAACCUCUAGAAAGAGAAUAGACCUUUUUGCUUUUUCUUCAUCACCAUGAAGGCUUUGCUUCGAGCAGCGAAGGAGCGCGGGCCGACCAACAUCAAGCAACACACGUCGCACCGCGAUGGCACUCAGAAUCAGCCCGGCGGAGGGAGAAUAUCGAACGAAAAUCAAGGAGAAGGAAGAGGAGCACCUUCAAUAGAAAACGCACAAGUGAUUCACACUCUCUCGUCAGCCUCGAAAGAGCAUAAUUAUGCCGCAAAUAGCGCACGAAUCGAACAAUCACACCAGCAGCAGCAGCAGCAGCAGCACGAAAUUCCAUCCCCAAAGUUGCAGCAAGGCGUGCUUUCCAUUGCCGAGCGAGUUGGAGGAGGAACCACGGCGCCCAAAGAACAUCACUACAGCUCUAGCAAUGGAAAUACCUUCUCUGUCAACCACGAGGAGAUCAUCAUCGACCUUGCCGGAAGAACCUCUCGCAGCUCCGCGUCCUCGACAGCGAGCGCGAACUCAGCGUCGUCUUCUACACUCCACCCAAACGUCCGCGUCUACUCAGAAGUGAUUUCGGCAGAAGAUGAAAGGAAGAUCUUGGAGUUUUUGGAUUUACGGUACGGGAGUGGAGGAUCAUCAAGAAACUCAAGCGCAGCUGCUCCGGCAAAUUGUCCGAAUGCGGGAGCGGGCGGGAACGGAGUUGUUCAUUCUAGCGACGUCGCCUCUACUCAUGACGUACAAGGGCAUCUUCCAGGCAGGUCCAGAAAAAACAAUUACUGGACGGAGCUUCGCGGGAGAAAGGUUUUGAAACUCGGCGGGGAGGUUCUGGCAGACGGAUUGCAUCUUCCAUGUAAAGCUACAGUGCCUACACAAGAAGAGAUUGAAAAUCCAGCGGCACCAACACCAAUAGACCAGACGGGCUCGUCGUCGUCCAGGGCAGCACAGCAUCCUCGUGCCUCCGAGAAUUUGAAUUUCCUCGACGGCCAAGACCACUGUGGUCAAGAUGAUCCUGAGGACUUCUCCUUUCCACCAUUCCUGAGGCCAAUAGCAAAGCAAAUCGGAGCCCGGUUUUUUCCAUCCGCAGCGCACUGUCCGAACCACUUGCUGAUCAACUGUUACCAGCCGGGUGACGGGAUUAUGCCGCACCAGGACGGACCACUGUACCACCCGAUAGUUGCGAUUUUGUCGUUGAAAAGCCAGAUCGUGUUCGAUUUUAUCGCAGAUGCAGAGCAGGAUGGGGGGGCCGAGGCGAAUAAGGAUGAAGGAGUACAAUUAGAAGACAACGCCGAGGUUGAUGUACAUGAUCCAGCGGCAACUUCAAUCACAAAAAGCAAAACCACGUCCCUUUGUCUCCCACGCAGGUCUUUGCUGAUUUUCGAAAAAGAAGCGUAUGAGAAGUGCAAGCACGGGAUUUCCUUCCAGAAGUUUGAUUUUGAUGCGGGGAACGAAGCCUGGGAAAAACGUGGAGAAAGGAUCAGCUUGACGUUUAGAUACGUGCCAUUGGCAAUGCCAAUGGGUCAACAGGAUAGCAGCUUCUCUUGCUCCGCGGGAGAAGAAAGAAGUAGUACUACUGCGAGUUCUUGUACUAGCGGGACACAAAUUGCUGCACUAGGAACAACAUCUACACCAAGUUGAGGAUGGCCGCCCAACAUGGAACUGUUCAUCCUUCUAGUGCUACGAUUGAAAAAGCCAGCAUGAUUAGUUUUUCUUAAAAUGCUGCAUUUUUUUCAUUUGGAUAUUUGUCUAUUAGUCCAAAAAAUUGCAGCACACGCAAGGCCAGGUUUUUACUGACGAAGUGUUCUUUGGGAGCAAAGAACAUAUGAAGUUUGCUGCGUAGUUUUUUACCAUGAA